Molecule: messenger RNA, 4216 nt
Organism: Hyaena hyaena (striped hyena)
Lineage: Eukaryota; Metazoa; Chordata; Mammalia; Carnivora; Hyaenidae
Gene: NPC1L1
Product: NPC1 like intracellular cholesterol transporter 1
Exons: 19
Coding region: 1-3996 (1331 amino acids)
Cellular component (GO): membrane
Molecular function (GO): lipid carrier activity
Source: RefSeq, a predicted model, not a curated record
AUGGCAGAGACCGGACCGAGGGGCUGGCUGCUGUGGGCUCUGCUCCUACACUUGGCCCAGGCUGAGCUGUAUACACCCAUCCACCAGACUGGCUACUGCGCCUUCUAUGACGAGUGCGGCAAGAAUCCAGAGCUGUCCGGAGGCCUGGCUCCUCUGUCCAAUGUGUCCUGCCUGUCCAACACGCCCGCCCGCCGCCUCGCCGGCGAGCACCUGGCCCUCCUGCGGCGCAUCUGCCCCCGCCUGUAUAGUGGUCCCGACACCACCUACGCCUGCUGCUCCGCCAAGCAGCUGGUGUCCCUGGAGGCGAGCCUGGCGGUCACCAAGGCGCUCCUCACACGCUGCCCGGCCUGCUCCGACAACUUCGUGAGUCUGCACUGCCACAACACCUGCAGCCCCAACCAGAGCCUCUUUGUCAACGUCACACGCGUGGUAGUGCGCGGGGGUGGCCAGCCACCGGCCGUGGUGGCCUACGAGGCCUUCUACCAGAGCAGCUUCGCCGGGCAGACCUACGACUCAUGCAGCCGGGUGCGCGUCCCCGCAGCGGCCACACUGGCCGUGGGUGCCAUGUGUGGUGUCUACGGCUCCGCCCUCUGCAAUGCGCAGCGCUGGCUCAAUUUCCAGGGGGACACGGGGAACGGCCUGGCCCCCCUGGACAUCACCUUCUACCUCUGGGAGCCUGGCCAGAUGCCAGGGAGUGGGAUGCAGCCUCUGAACGGGGAGGUCGCGCCUUGCAAUGAGUCCCAGGCAGACGGCGGGGCUGCCUGCUCCUGCCAGGACUGUGCUGCCUCCUGCCCCGUCAUCACGCGGCCCCAGCCCCUGGAUGCCACCUUCUACCUGGGCCGGAUGGCAGGCGGGCUGGCCCUCGUCAUCGCCCUCUGCUCUGCCUUCGCCGUGCUAACCGCCUUCCUGGCGGGGCCCCGCCUGGCCUCCCGCUGGCGCAAGGGCAAGUCGCUGGACCCCAUGGCAGGCACGAGCCUCUCUGACAGACUGAGCCUGUCCACGCAUAGCCUCCUGGGCCGUUGCUUCCAGGGCUGGGGCACGUGGGUGGCCUUGUGGCCGCUGACCGUCCUGCUGGUGUCUAUCACUGUGGUGCUGGCCUUGUCAGGAGGCCUGGCCUUCGUGGAGCUGACCACAGACCCGGUGGAGCUGUGGUCGGCCCCCAACAGCCAGGCCCGGAGGGAGAAGGCAUUUCACGACGAGCACUUCGGCCCUUUCUUCCGAACCAACCAGGUGAUCCUGACGGCGCCCCAGCGGCCUGGCUCCAGGUAUGACUCCCUGCUGCUGGGGCCCAAGAACUUCAGUGGGGUCCUGGCCCCCGACAUUCUGCUGGAGGUGCUGGAGCUGCAGGAGACCCUGCGGCACCUCCAGGUGUGGUCGCCUGAGGAGCAGCGGAACGUGUCACUGCAGGACGUUUGCUUCGCGCCCCUCAACCCGUACAAUGCCAGCCUCUCUGACUGCUGCGUCAACAGCCUCUUGCAGUAUUUCCAGAACAACCGCACGCGCCUGCUGCUCACGGCCAACCAGACACUGACAGGACAGACCUCCCAAGUGGACUGGAGGGACCACUUUCUCUACUGUGCUAACGCCCCGCUCACCUUCAAGGAUGGCACAGCCCUGGCCCUGAGCUGCAUGGCUGACUAUGGGGGCCCUAUCUUCCCUUUUCUUGCUGUGGGGGGCUAUAAAGGAAAGGACUACUCUGAGGCAGAGGCCCUGAUCAUGACCUUCUCCCUUAACAACUACGCCCCUGAGGACCCUCGGCUGGCGCAGGCAAAGCUCUGGGAGGGGGCCUUCUUGGAGGAGAUGAGAGCUUUCCAGCGGCGGACAGCCGGCAGGUUCCAGGUCACGUUCAUGGCGGAGCGCUCCCUGGAGGACGAGAUCAACCGAACCACGGCCCAGGACCUGCCUAUCUUCGGGGUCAGCUACAUUGUCAUCUUCCUGUACAUCUCCCUGGCCCUGGGCAGCUACUCCAGCUGGCGCCGGGUGGCGGUGGACACCAAGGCCACGCUGGGUCUGGGCGGGGUGGCCGUGGUGCUGGGAGCGGUCACGGCGGCCAUGGGCCUCUUCUCGUACCUGGGCGUCCCCUCCUCCCUGGUGAUCCUUCAGGUGGUACCUUUCCUGGUGCUGGCCGUGGGGGCCGACAACAUCUUCAUCUUCGUGCUCGAGUACCAGAGGCUGCCACGGAGGCCUGGGGAGCAGCGAGAGGCCCACAUCGGCCGUGCGCUGGGCAGGGUGGCUCCCAGCAUGCUGCUCUGCAGCCUCUCCGAGGCCAUCUGCUUCUUCCUUGGGGCUCUCACCCCCAUGCCAGCGGUGAGGACCUUCGCCCUGACCUCCGGCUUGGCCAUCAUCCUGGACUUCCUGCUGCAGGUGUCUGCCUUUGUGGCCCUGCUGUCUCUGGACAGCAGGCGGCAGGAGGCCUCCCGGAUGGAUGUCUGCUGCUGCGUUGGCGCCCGGGAGCUGCCCCCAGAUGACCAAAGUGAGGGGCUCCUGCUCCGAUUCUUCCGCAAGAUCUACGUCCCGCUCCUCCUGCACCGGGUCACUCGUGUGGUUGUGCUGCUGCUGUUCACCGGCCUGUUUGGAGUCGGGUUGUACUUCAUGUGCCAGGUCAGCAUGGGGCUGGAUCAGGAGCUGGCCUUGCCUAAGGACUCGUACCUGCUCGACUACUUCCUCUUUCUGAACCGCUACUUUGAGGUGGGGGCUCCAGUCUACUUUGUCACCACUGGGGGCUACAACUUCUCCAGCGAGGCGGGUAUGAAUGCCAUUUGCUCGAGCGCAGGAUGCGACACCUUCUCCUUAACCCAGAAAAUACAAUUUGCCACUGAGUUCCCCGACGAGUCUUACCUGGCCAUCCCCGCCUCUUCCUGGGUGGACGACUUCAUUGACUGGCUAACCCCAUCUUCCUGCUGCCGCCUAUAUGCCUUUGGUGCCAAUAAAGAUAAAUUCUGCCCCUCGACCGUCAACUCCCUGGCCUGCUUGAAGAGCUGCGUGAACUUCACCCUGGGCCCCAUCCGGCCAUCAGUGGAGCAGUUCCACAAAUACCUGCCCUGGUUCCUGGAAGAUCCGCCCAACAUCAAGUGUCCCAAAGGUGGACUGGCAGCGUAUAGUACCUCCGUGGAUUUGGGACUCGAUAACCAGGUAUUAGCCUCGCGUUUCAUGGCCUACCACAAGCCACUGCGGAACUCGCAGGAUUACACGGAAGCCCUGCGGGCGGCGCGUGCGCUAGCGGCCAACAUCACCGCCCACCUGCGGCAGGUGCCGGGCACUGACCCGGCCUUCGAAGUCUUCCCUUACACGAUCACCAACGUAUUCUACGAGCAGUACCUGACCGUGGUCCCCGAGGGCCUCUUCAUGCUCGCCGUGUGCCUGCUGCCCACCUUCGCCGUCUGCUGCCUGCUGCUGGGCAUGGACCUGCGCUCCGGCCUCCUCAACCUGUUCUCCAUCGUCAUGAUCCUCGUGGACACCGUGGGCUUCAUGGCCCUAUGGGGCAUCAGCUACAAUGCUGUGUCCCUCAUCAACUUGGUCACGGCGGUGGGCAUCUCCGUAGAGUUUGUGUCCCAUAUCACCCGUGCCUUUGCCAUCAGCACCCGGCUCACCCGGCUGGAGAGGGCCAAGGAGGCCACGGUCUUCAUGGGCAGCGCGGUGUUCGCGGGAGUGGCCAUGACCAAUCUGCCAGGCAUCCUCGUCCUGGGCUUGGCCAAAGCGCAGCUCAUCCAGAUCUUCUUCUUCCGCCUCAACCUCCUCAUCACCCUGCUGGGCCUGCUGCACGGCUUGGUCUUCCUGCCAGUGGUCCUCAGCUUCCUGGGGCCUGAUGUCAAUGCUGCUCUGGUGCUGGAGGAGAAGAUGGAGGAGGCCGCCAGGGCCAGGAUGGCCUCCUGCCCGACCCACCCGGCCCCACCAUCCAAGGCCAGCAGCACCUACGUCAACCAUGGCUUUGAACACCCUGCCAAGAGCAUGGGUGGCGCUGAUGGUUCUCUGUCCCCCAGUGGGCAGGGGUUCUGAGGAGCAGACCCUGUCCCGGCUCACCAGCCCUGACCCCAGGAGCCAUGCGGGUUUCCUCCCGCGUCCUCCGUCCUCCGACUCAGGGCCUAGGAGAGGCAUUCCCCAUGGGAGUGUCUGAGGCAGAGCGGUCAGUCUCCGGCAACCAGGUGGGACCUGAGAGGACAUUGUGAGGAUGAAGGUGGCGUGUGGCAGCGUGGGUGUGGCCUGUUCCUGACCUGUC